Molecule: messenger RNA, 832 nt
Organism: Rhipicephalus sanguineus (brown dog tick)
Lineage: Eukaryota; Metazoa; Arthropoda; Arachnida; Ixodida; Ixodidae
Product: glutathione S-transferase D7
Exons: 6
Coding region: 106-753 (215 amino acids)
Biological process (GO): glutathione metabolic process
Molecular function (GO): glutathione transferase activity
Source: RefSeq, a predicted model, not a curated record
UUCGCCGCAACUGAACGCGAGGUACACAUCGAAGGCGCUGCAUUUUACCCACCACCAUUCUGACAGCUCUCACGUGAGCGAAACGAGUGCAGUCGUUGAUCGAAGAUGUCCAUCGUGCUAUACCAGCUGAAUGCUAGUCCACCGUGUAGGGCUGUUCGAAUUGUCGCCAGGUUGAUUGGUAUCGUGCUUGAGCUCAAAGACGUCAAUGUUGCGGCCAAAGAACAAUUGAAAGAAGAUUUUCUCAAGUUAAACCCUAUGCACACCAUACCAACUCUGCAAGACGACACCUUUGUGCUGUGGGAAAGUCGCGCAAUUAUGCGGUACCUGGUUGACAUGUAUGCGCCCGACCACUCACUCUACCCCAAGGACAUCCGCAAGAGAGCCCUCAUUGACCAGUUUCUGGAUUACGACCUCGGCACAUUUUAUCGCAGCAUCGCCGAUUACUUUUACUCCUACCUGCUCAAAGGCGAACCCAAGAGUGAGCAGAAGGAAGAUACCUUCCGCAACAGCCUACGUUCUUUGGACGCCCUGCUGAGAGACAAGCCCAGCCGUUUCCUGACUGGGCCACAGAUGACGCUGGCCGACGUGGCGCUCAUGGAGUCCCUCACAGUUCCCGAGACGAUGAACUAUGACCUAUCAUCCUUCCCAAGCGUUAAGGCGUGGUACGAGUGGAUGCAGGCAAAACUCUACACGGUCAACGAAAUCAACGUAGAAGGCAUUGCACAGUUCCGGGCUUGCAUCGGCAUGCAGUGAAGGGAUGACCCUGCGCCCUGUUUCCGUGAAAAUGUAUUGCUGUUUUUUGAGAAAGUGGUUCCUAAUAAAGUUUAUUUAG